ACGGGACACCAUCGACGUUCCAAACCGCAAUGACCGGCCAAACACCCAGUAACCAAGCACAGGAGAUGUCUGUAGAGGAAGAAUCUACGGUCCAACCGAUCGUUCAAAGAGAGGUUAGGCUGGUACAGGAGAUCCUACCCCACCCCAACGACCGCGAAACCGUCCGCUCCGAUGACGAGGACCACUCAGCUGAGGAGGACAACGCCGACGACCAUGGCGCACAAGACCUCGAAGAUGAUCUAUUGGACGGGUACCCAGCCGACACCGACACUCUCGACCUCAUCCACGCCCGUCUCCCCUCCCUCCUCCCCCUCUCCCUCCCCUCCCGUUUCCCAUCCCUCCAACGUCUCUGUGUCCGUCAAAACCAAAUAAGCCAUAUCGAGCCGGAAGCUUUGCCACCGACAUUGGUCGAGUUGGAUUACUAUGAUAACAAGAUUGGACAUGUGGAGGGGUUGGAGGGCGUACCGGGCUUGGAGAGUCUCGAUCUGAGUUUUAACAAGGUGAAGCAUAUCAAGAGGGUUAAGCACUUGAAGGGGUUGAGGAAUUUGUAUUUUGUACAAAACAAGAUUUCGAGGAUUGAGAAUCUGGAGGGAUUGGAUAAGUUGGAGAACCUCGAGCUGGGCGCCAACCGCAUUCGGACAAUUGAAAACCUCGACACACUAACCUCCCUCACCCAACUCUGGCUCGGCAAAAACAAAAUAACACACCUCCAAAACCUCCGCCCCCUCUCGUCCCUAAAAAUCCUCUCCAUCCAAUCCAACCGCCUCACCAAACUCGAGGGAUUGGAGGGCUUGGUAUCCCUAGAAGAGCUCUACGUCUCCCACAACGCCAUCGAAAAAAUCGAAGGACUGCAACACAACAAAUCCCUCAAAGUCCUCGACAUAACCGCAAACCGUAUCUCCAAACUCGAAAACCUCUCACACCUAACCCAACUAGAGGAAUUCUGGGCGUCCUCGAACAUCCUCCAUUCGAGCACAUUCAACGACCUCGAGAAGGAAUUGGGUGGGUUGAAGGGGUUGAAGACGGUGUAUUUUGAGCAUAAUCCGAUGCAGAGGGAGGCUGGGGUUAGUUAUCGGAGGAAGGUGCAGUUGGCGUUGCCGGGGUUGGAGCAGAUUGAUGCUACGUAUGUUAGGCCUUUGUGAGUGGGUAGUGGAAGGGAAGUUUCAUGGGUAU
Molecule: messenger RNA, 1173 nt
Organism: Saitoella complicata NRRL Y-17804
Lineage: Eukaryota; Fungi; Ascomycota; Saitoellomycetes; Saitoellales; Saitoellaceae
Product: protein phosphatase PP1 regulatory subunit Sds22
Exons: 3
Coding region: 30-1142 (370 amino acids)
Molecular function (GO): protein binding
Source: RefSeq, a predicted model, not a curated record